This is a messenger RNA of Dictyostelium discoideum AX4, 408 nucleotides long. It is a transcript of the gene trappc4, whose product is annotated as trafficking protein particle complex subunit 4. NCBI's taxonomy places the organism in Eukaryota, Evosea, Eumycetozoa, Dictyosteliales, Dictyosteliaceae. The coding region runs from base 1 to 408 and encodes 135 amino acids. Gene Ontology annotation, cellular component: Golgi membrane; TRAPP complex; endoplasmic reticulum. The record is from RefSeq and is a predicted model, not a curated record. Gene Ontology annotation, biological process: vesicle-mediated transport. The transcript is spliced from 2 exons.
AUGACAAUAAAUUCAAUAUAUAUUUUAAAUAAAGCGGGAACUCUUAUAUAUCAAAAUGAUUUUGGGAAUACAGAGAAACUAUCACACAAUUCAUAUAUUAGACUAGGUUCAACAUUUCACAGUUUACAUGCAAUUGCGAGUAAUUUAUCACCAGUUAGUGGAUCUAGUUCAGGUAUAGAAGUAAUUGAAACAGAGGCUUUCAAACUUCAAUGUUUUCAAACACAUACAGGUAUUAAAUUUUAUGUUAUAGCAGAUCCAAAUCAUCAACAAUUAGAAGAGCUUUUACAUGGUGUUUAUGAAUUAUAUACAGAUUACGUUUUAAAGAAUCCUUUCUAUGAAAUUGAAAUGCAAAUUAGAUGUGAUUUAUUCGAUUAUAAAUUAAAUAGAUUAUUAGGUGUUCGUGAAUAA